Messenger RNA from Mytilinidion resinicola, 468 nucleotides. RefSeq lists its product as uncharacterized. The record is from RefSeq and is a predicted model, not a curated record. The transcript has a single exon. The coding region runs from base 180 to 422 and encodes 80 amino acids. NCBI's taxonomy places the organism in Eukaryota, Fungi, Ascomycota, Dothideomycetes, Mytilinidiales, Mytilinidiaceae.
AUUCUUCCAGGAACAAAAGAGCAGACCGUCAGGCUGCGAAACAAAUCCCUCCAAUCUCUCAUGAGAUCAGAUGAGAUUAUCCACUGAGCAGACCGUUGAUGUUAUGAUAGAUACUCGAGUUGCUCACCUUCAACUCUUCUUUCUAUCCAAACUCCGUUUAACUAGUCUAAUUAUAGUGCAUGCGGAACCUAUCCAUACCAGAGUUCUCGGUCAACUCUACGCGAAAGACAGUCCUGGGUUUCCAAUACUGCUUGUAUUUUUGUAUAUGCUAUUUGGAUUGCUGCUACGCUAUUGAUUUUUCAACUUCCAAAAGGCUCCAUCGUGUGCAAUGCUGCAGUGCCUGUAAACCGUGCAAUAUUCGGCGCUGCAAUAGCUUCCAAAAACGUAAGGGGAGUGUUGAUUUAAGAAUAUUGGUCCUGUGACUAAAAAGAAACCCCUAGACCGACCUUUGAGAUCAGUCCACACAAC